AUGGAGAAGGGCACGCAGGAUGAGGGAGGAGCUGGAAGAGGAGCAGGUGGGCAUCGGGAGAAGGAGAAGGACCAGGAGAAGACGUGCAUCGACAAUGAGAAUGUGCCGACCAGAAUGUUCGACAUGCCCUCCUUCAUCAACAGCGACUACGAGUUCUUCGAUCAAUUCGGCGACGGCAAAGACUUCUGGCGGAUGGUGUGGCAAGAGAAGGUGCCCUACAUCUUCAUGCUCAUCAGCCGCAAGCAGCCGGAGCGGUGUGUCCGCUAUUGGCCAAAGGAACAAGACGGCCUGCUUCGGUUGACCGAGAUGAACGUGCGACAUUGUGGCGUCGAUGAGGAGCGAGACCCGCUGUUUCGGGUGACCCACAUUGAGGUUGUGCACGACAACGGGCAGACGCUGCGCCUCGAGCAUUGGCAGGCCGACAUGAACAAUACGAAUAAUUUGGAGGCUCCGCUCCGUCUGCUGCACCUCGCACGCAACAGCUCGAAGCCCGUCAUCGUGCACGAUUGCCUCGGAAUCAGCCGUGCCGGAUGUCUGGUCACCAUCGAGGCGGCGAUUGCCAGUCUGAUCCGCGGUCCCACUUACAAGCACACCAUCCAGAAAGCCGUCCAAUUUGUGCGCUCGCAGCGGGCCUUCUGUAUUGAAACCCCGAUGCAGUACAUCUACGUGCACCGCUGCGUGGCCCACUUCUUCGAGGGCAUCAUCGGCAAGAUUCCGCUCUUCGAUUCGGACUACCGCCAAUGGCUGGAGCGACGCGCCGGCCGCAUGUUCCUCGACUUCAACGAGCCGGUUCUUUAUCGU
This is a messenger RNA of Mesorhabditis spiculigera, 801 nucleotides long. The record is from the annotation of a GenBank genome assembly. NCBI's taxonomy places the organism in Eukaryota, Metazoa, Nematoda, Chromadorea, Rhabditida, Rhabditidae.